Molecule: messenger RNA, 1810 nt
Organism: Procambarus clarkii (red swamp crayfish)
Lineage: Eukaryota; Metazoa; Arthropoda; Malacostraca; Decapoda; Cambaridae
Product: probable G-protein coupled receptor Mth-like 1
Biological process (GO): cell surface receptor signaling pathway; G protein-coupled receptor signaling pathway
Cellular component (GO): membrane
Molecular function (GO): G protein-coupled receptor activity
Source: RefSeq, a predicted model, not a curated record
GGUUUAUCUAAGAGCGACAGUAAUGUUUAUCAUUAAAAAUAUUGUGCCGCAGAACGACAGAAGCAGCGUUAAUCUCCCAGGAUAUCCUGUGUGGGUGCACUGAUACUUACGCUACACUGCCGAGGGCACAACAUUUGUUCACAUACGUUAACGAAGCCAACUCCUUCUGAAGUGAGACCCUCGGUAAUAUCAUGUUUUCAUUAGACUCUCGUUAAUACCAUUACUAGAUUCCCUCGCCAACAACACCCCCUCCCUUGCGAAACUUUUACCCUGUACCCUCUCCAACAACACCCCAAGCUUACACACUCGCCAGUACAACCUCUCCCCAACACCAACCUUGGCCUACACCCUCGCCAACAUCACGGAUUCUCUACGUCCACGUCAUCACUUUUCCGUUUCACCGCCGUCAACACCACCCCAAACGCCAGUAAGGUGCAAGAAACGGAAUAGACCGAGUUUUGAAAAAUGGGCCACAUGCAUCUGGGUGCGCUGAUGAUUGUGGUGGUGGGUGUGAAGUUGAUUGUGACUGAGAAUCGGUCCAUCACCACUGCUCCCCAACUUCUCAAAUGCUGUCCCGGCAACGAAAUGCUGAACUCUGUUAUUGGAGCGUGUGCCGACUCUCCGAACACUCGUAAUCGGUUCCGUUCCAGUAUAUUUAAAGCAUAUCGGUAUCCCAGCUGCAGAAACAACUCCUACAUCUACAAGGAUGUAUCAAAGGACGUGAGCAUUCUCAAUGGCCAAAGCAGCAAUUAUCCUCUUGAUAAUCCAGAUAAAUUUUGUAUUGAAACAAUAGACUAUCAGAACGGCAAUUUUGUGAAGGUGGCCAUUAUCUGUGUAGACCAAGUUGAUGAAAGCUGCGGUCACUGGAAAUAUGAAAUUUUGGACCCGGUUCUUUUGGGACUCUCCUGCCUGACAUUGUCCAUCACAUUAUUCCGGAUCGCAUUCAGUGAAGAUUUAAGAACACUACUUUACGGGAAAUGCCUCAUGUCCAUGGUCGCUGCGAUGCUGGUUGCUUAUCUCACCAUAUUACUAAACAGACUAUUUCGUCAAGCAUUUAACACCGUAAUGUGUACUCUUAUGGCUGCAUCGAGCCUGGUGUUCAUCUUGGCUACGUUCUUCUGGAUGAACGUCAUUUGUUACAACCUGUGGAUCAUCUUCAGGUUAGAAGGCCAAAAGAGAAGCAGUCUGUGCUUCAUGUGGUGCAGCCUGUAUGCCUGGGGGGUCCCUCUUCUGCUGGGUGUCUUCAUGGUGGCAAUGGAUUAUAUCCUUCCAGAUAAGUCAAACCUGAAGCCUCGCCUGGAUACGCCUCAUUGCUGGAUUCGUGGAAUGGCGUCACUGUGGCUGUACCAGUAUGGCAUCAUCUUGGCCCUUCUUCUUGUGAACGUCGCUUUCUUCUGUCACCUUCUCAUCACCAUCACCGCCUUCUCUAAUAACAUGAAUACAACUAACAAAAUAAAAAACAUUGGAUGGGUGUUCUUGAAGAUGGGUGUGGUCAUGGGCGUGGUGUGGCUGACAGAGAUCGUUGCCAACGUCCUGGAGGAGUGUUCCAUAUGGAGAAUCAUCUUCGACGUGAUCAACAACCUACAAGGGGUGUAUAUUUACCUGGUCACCGUCGUGGGACAGGCCAAUAUAUGAAACACCACCAUAUGAACUUCCUAUCAACACCACCUAUUAUCUUAUUCCGCCUAUCACUAUACGCAGACUGUCAUUAAGCAGAAUCAUCCGACUUAACGUAGUUGGCAAAGGGUCGGCUAGUCGAAAAGGAAUUUUUUCGCUCAACGCUUGAAUUUAAAUAAAAAUUACGAUAUUA